This is a messenger RNA of Penicillium cosmopolitanum, 735 nucleotides long. Its product is annotated as enoyl-CoA hydratase/isomerase family protein. Lineage: Eukaryota; Fungi; Ascomycota; Eurotiomycetes; Eurotiales; Aspergillaceae. Bases 1 to 735 code for a protein of 244 amino acids. The transcript is spliced from 4 exons. Gene Ontology annotation, molecular function: delta(3)-delta(2)-enoyl-CoA isomerase activity; enoyl-CoA hydratase activity. Gene Ontology annotation, cellular component: peroxisome. The record is from RefSeq and is a predicted model, not a curated record. Gene Ontology annotation, biological process: fatty acid beta-oxidation.
AUGUCGGAUAUCCCAACAUUCAGGAACCUCUCUCUGGAGAGACAUGGGAAUGUCUUUGUCCUCACAAUGCAGAAGCCCCCGGAGAAUCGUCUCAACUCAUGGUACUGUCAGGAAAUGAUUCGAGCUUAUCGUACAGUUGAGAAACUGCUGGGCCCUGAUUCGGAGGGGGCUGUUAUAACUCGCGGCAACGAUGCCAAAUUUUGGUGCACUGGUCUGGAAUUAGAUGAGUCGGACAGCAAUCCGUUUGCAAAUACAGAUGGAUUCUAUCCGCUCAUUCAUACGAUCCUGGAUUUCCCCUUUCCGACGAUUGCAUUGAUUACCGGACACACAUUUGGGGGUGCCUGUCCUCUUGCCUUAGCUCAUGACUAUCGCAUCAUGAACUCUCGCCGGGGGUUCAUCUCGAUGCCGCCUGUCAACCUAGGUUUGCACUUCGAUGGAAUCGGGGCUCUUCCUCGACUCAAGUUGCGCCCUCAAAUAGCGCGAAAAAUGCUCCUCGAAGCGCACAGAUGGACAGCAAAGGAAGCAUUGGAAGAUGGUAUUGUUGACGCUAUCGCCGAGCCUGAGCAGAUGCUGGAUGCAGCGAUUGAAUUUGCGGCUAAAUGGGCACCAAAGGCAAAGAUGGGUGUAUAUGCACUUCUUCGUCAAGAGCUUUUGGGAGAGGCGAUUAAAAAGUUUCAGCGAAUCAGUUACGUCCACAGUAGAAUGACUUCUGCACCCGCCAAGGUUAAAAUCUGA